This is a messenger RNA of Penaeus monodon (black tiger shrimp), 1002 nucleotides long. Its product is annotated as spidroin-1-like. Lineage: Eukaryota; Metazoa; Arthropoda; Malacostraca; Decapoda; Penaeidae. The transcript is spliced from 2 exons. Bases 1 to 1002 code for a protein of 333 amino acids. The record is from RefSeq and is a predicted model, not a curated record.
AUGGAGAGUCCGGGCCCGGAGGUCGGCGAGGGCGGGGAUGAAGUGGAUUCUGCGUCGGGAGAGAUGUGGAUGCUUGGGGAGAAAGGUUUGUCUUGCACAUUCACGACGCGCUGUGGCGGGAUUAGCGGCGAGGGCGUUGGGGAUCAGGGAUUGGCGUGGAGGGCGUUGGGGAUCAGGGAUUGGCGCGGAGGGCGUUGGGGAUCAGGGAUUGGCGUGGAGGGCGUUGGGGAUCAGGGAUUGGCGUGGAGGGCGUUGGGGAUCAGGGAUUGGCGCGGAGGGCGUUGGGGAUCAGGGAUUGGCGUGGAGGGCGUUGGGGAUCAGGGAUUGGCGGGAGGGCGUUGGGGAUCAGGGUUUGGCGCGGAGGGCGUUGGGAUCAGGGAUUGGCGGGGAGGGCGUUGGGGAUCAGGGGUUGGCGCGGAGGGCGUUGGGGAUCAGGGAUUGGCGUGGAGGGCGUUGGGGAUCAGGGAUUGGCGGGGAGGGCGUUGGGGAUCAGGAAUGGCGUGGAGGGCGUUGGGGAUCAGGGAUUGGCGUGGGGGGCGUUGGGAUCAGGAUUGGCGCGGAGGGCGUUGGGGAUCAGGGAUUGGCGAGGAGGGCGUUGGGGAUCAGGGGUUGGCGCGGAGGGCGUUGGGGAUCAGGGGUUGGCGUGGAGGGCGUUGGGGAUCAGGGAUUGGUGCGGAGGGCGUUGGGGAUCAGGGAUUGGCGCGGAGGGCGUCGGGAUCAGGGAUUGGCGCGGAGGGCGUCCGGGAUCAGGGUUGGCGCGGAGGGCGUUGGGGAUCAGGGAUUGGCGCGGAGGGCGUUGGGGAUCAGGGAUUGGCGUGGAGGGCGUUGGGGAUCAGGGAUUGGCGUGGAGGGCGUUGGGGAUCAGGGAUUGGCGCGGAGGGCGUCGGGAUCAGGGAUUGGCGUGGAGGGCGUUGGGGAUCAGGGAUUGGCGCGGAGGGCGUCGGGAUCAGGGGUUGGGGCUGCGAAGCGGGAUACGGAGUCCGGAGGUUGCGGCGAAUUUGA